AUGCCUGCCCAGACACCAGAAUUGGAGAUGAUGGAUGAAGAUCGGCUAAUUGAAGAAGUCUUGGAUAAAUUUGUUAAUUGUCAUGAGCAAACAUAUGAAGAAUUUCUGAGAACGUUCACUCAUCUUUCAAAAGAUAAUGUGACCAAAAGAGAAGCCUUUGGAACUAAUUCUUCAGAAAACAAUUUUACUUCAAUAAAAUUUACUCAGAGAAAUGAACCAAAUGAUCACCAUCUUAGGAGUAAAGCCAUGUUUCUUCGUACUUCAUCACAAUGUUCGGAAGAGGAGCAGAUAAUGAUAGGUGACGGCCAAAAAGCUGGCAGUUGCUUUCAAGGUGAUCUGAAUCGAGCAGGGGAGGUGAAGGUAGACAAUUUCCUUGAUAUAGAAGAUUUAGACCUGGAUGAAGAGAUUAAUCCCCAACUGAGCAAGGACGUGCUGCUGCUUCCAGGACAAGUGGAGCAGGAAGUGAGCUUGAGUGUUCCCUCUUACAUUCCUUCUGUGGCCGGCCAGCCUCUCACCCCUGGAACGAAGCCCGGGCCCACCGUGAAAGGAGCAGACAAACAAAGGGAAGAGAUCAUUGGAGAUGAAGUUCAGCCCUUCUCGCUUGAUGAAGAAUUCGAUUACGAUGCAGUGGUGCUAACCCCCAAGUUCACUCCUGCAGAGCUGAAUGCUAUCAAAGAGCUAUCCAAGCAGAAGACAAAGAGCGCAGACUUAGAGGAGCCCCAUGACUGA
Rangifer tarandus platyrhynchus (Svalbard reindeer) is the source of this 729-nucleotide messenger RNA. The record is from the annotation of a GenBank genome assembly. NCBI's taxonomy places the organism in Eukaryota, Metazoa, Chordata, Mammalia, Artiodactyla, Cervidae.